CUCUGCACCAGGACCCCAAGGAGGAGGAUGGAGGCUCAGGGCUUGCUCUCCGUGCCCUCCGGCAGUGCCACGGGUGACUCACAGGUGACCCAUGUAGCCCACGCCCCAUAUGCCAGCUCGCCCCGUGUCCCUGAGUCACCGCCCCCAGCCUCGUGGCAGGUUGUCCCUGUGUGUCACCAGCCCUCCAGCCCCUUUGCUGUGACACCCACCCCAGCACGUGGCAAGAGGCCCUCAGCACCCCGAAGAGACCACGGCCAGAACACCCCAAAAGACACCGGCCAGGAGCGACCUUCGGUGACCCCGGCGGCUCCAUCCUCCAUCCCAAGGUACACACUGUAUGGAGGAAGCCACUUGGUGCCACCGCAGCCGUCCCCUCCCCUGACGUCACCACCGCAGGGUGACACGGUGGCUCUCCGGGUGCAGCACCCGUGGUGGGGGGGAGGCUCCUCCAGCCACUCCUGGAAAAGGACCCCGCUUUUUCCGUCACCCAACGACACCCCUCAGCUGGGAAACCUUGCGCCGAGGCACCAGGCUGCUGGGUGAGGAGGGAUGAGUGUGGCAGCCGACGAGCCGGGCAACCCGGCCCACGCCGUGUUCGAGAGGUUCCUGCGCGCUGGGCAGUGCCGGGAGGUGCUGGGCUGUUUUGGGGAGCUGUGCCAGCACCUGGGGCUGCAGGGCAAUGGGCUCCAGCUCUACCACAGCCUCAAGGCUGCCCUCAACUACUGGAGUGCCAAGGCCCUCUGGAGCAAGCUGGAUAAAAAAGCUGGGCACAAGGAUUAUGACCAGGGCACAGCCUGUGCCAGCACCAAGUGCCUGGUGGUGGGGGCUGGUCCCUGUGGGCUAAGGGUGGCCAUCGAGCUGGCCCUGCUGGGCGCCCGCGUGGUGCUGCUGGAGAAGAGGGACACCUUCUCCCGCAACAACGUCCUGCACCUCUGGCCCUUCACCAUCCACGACCUGCGGGCUCUGGGUGCCAAGAAGUUUUAUGGGCGCUUCUGCACCGGGACGCUGGACCACAUCAGUAUCCGGCAGCUCCAGCUGAUCCUGCUGAAGGUGGCUUUGCUCCUGGGGGUGGAGGUGCACAUCAAUGUGCAGUUCAAGGGCCUUGUCCCCCCCGGGGACAAGGCAAAUGGACAGGGCGGCUGGCGGGCGGUGCUGCAGCCCAGCUCCUCUCCCCUCAGCAACUACGAGUUCGAUGUCCUCAUCUCAGCUGGUGGCGGCAAAUUUGUCCCUGAAGGGUUCAAGCGGAAGGAGACGCGGGGGAAACUGGCCAUUGGCAUCACCACCAACUUCAUCAACCGCCACAGCCGGGCCGAGGUGGAGGUGGCCGAGAUCAGCGGCGUGGCCAGAAUCUACAACCAGAAGUUCUUCCAAAACCUCUACAACAAAACAGGCAUUGACCUGGAAAACAUCGUCUACUACAAGGAUGACACUCACUAUUUUGUGAUGACGGCCAAGAAGCAGAGCCUGCUCAACAAAGGGGUCAUCCUCCAGGACAAGGCAAACAUCGAGAGCCUCCUGUCCCCGGAGAAUGUGAACCGGGACGCCCUCCUCAGCUACGCCAAAGAAGCUGCCAACUUCUCUACCCACUACUGCCUGCCCCAGCUGGACUUUGCCCUCAACCACCGGGACCAGCCGGACGUCGACAUGUUCGACUUCACCUGCAUGACACGCUCGGAGAACGCGGCGCUGGUGCGGGAGCACAACGGGGCCCGCCUGCUCCUCGGGCUGGUGGGAGACUGCUUGGUGGAGCCCUUCUGGCCCUUGGGCACCGGCGUGGCCAGGGGUUUCCUUGCUGCCUUCGACGCCGCAUGGAUGGUGCGGCGCUGGGCGGCCGGGACCCCCCCGCUGGAGGUGCUGGCUGAGCGGGAGAGCAUCUACCAGCACCUCUCGCAGACCUCCCCGGACAACACCAACAAGAACAUCAGCCAGUACAGCAUCGACCCGGCCACGCGCUACCCCAACAUCAACCUGCAGGCCAUCAAAGCCCACCAGGUCCGGGACCUCUACCUGGUGGGCAUGGUGGAGGUGGAUCACAAGAGGAAGAGCGACAACCGGCUCAGCACUGCUGUCUCUGGAGAUGCCUACGAAGAGCUGCUGAGCUGGUGCCAGGCCAGCACGGCCGGGUACCGCGGCGUGGCCGUGACCGACUUCACCACCUCCUGGACCAGUGGCCUGGCCCUCUGUGCCCUCAUCCACCGCUUCCACCCCAACCUGCUGGACUUUGAUUCCGUGGACCCCCAGGAUCCCAUCCGGACCCACCAGAUGGUGCUGGACGUGGCAGAGCAGGAGCUGGGCAUCCAACCAGUGCUCUCCAGCACUGAGAUGGCCACCAUGGCAGAGCCCGACCGCCUGGGCCUCAUCACCUACCUCAGCCAGUUCUAUGAAGCUUUCAAGACCUCUCCAGAUGUGGAGGAGGUCAGCAAGAAGCCACUGUCUCCCCGGGGCACACGAGGGGCCAUCCUCUUCCUCAGCAAACUGCAGAAGAGCCGGACCCUGACCCACAAACGUGCCCAGGAUGAGGCCCAGAAGGAUGCUGAAGCCAAGAGGAUCCGCAGGGACCCUGAGCUGGACACAGGGCUGGAUGGAGACACUCCAGAUGGUUCCCACGAGCCGCCACAAACUGCCACCACGGACCCAGGGCAGCCAACGUGCCGUGGGGACAGCAGCGACGCCUGCUACUUCUGUGGCCGCCGCGUCUACAUCCUGGAGCGAUCCAGCGCCCAGGGACGCUUCUUCCACCGCGGCUGCUUCCAGUGCUGGCAGUGCGGGACCACCCUGCGCCUGGGGGACUACACCUUCCAGCAGGAGGACGGUCAUUUUUACUGCUCGCUUCACGGCCCCAAUCCGCCCAGCAUGGAUCAGCUGCCCGAGGGGGGUGCUGCCCACCCAGCUUCAGCCGCCGGGAGCCUGUCUGUGUCCCCCAAAGAGGGAGCACCCAGCCCCCCGAAGUCUCCACCACCAGCCCCACAGCUGGAGGCAGAGCCAGAGGAUGCUGCAGGUGCUGGAGACGUGGAGGAGCAGGAGCUGCUGGCACAGCCCGGGGAGGAUGCAAGGGAGGAAGAGGAGGGUCCGAAAGCAGAGCCCCAGGAGGUGGUGGAGGAGGGUGAGGAGAGCGGGGGCAGGAGGAAGAUCGUCCUCACACCCCUGGAGAAGCUCAAGCUGUCCACGCUGAACCUCACUGGUGAAGCAGAGCUUGAGCCACCACCAAAGCCAGCACGUCUGCGGCUCCAAGCAGCAUUCGAGGCCCUCCCUGCCCCAUGGCAGAGACAGGGCUCCUGGGAGGAGGAGGAGGGGGAGGAGAUGGUGGAGGAAGCUUUGGAGGAGAGUGACAGUGAGGAAGAGGAGGAGGAGGAGGAGGAAGGCACAGACCUUGGCAUCAUGGCAGAGUUGUGCCUGGAGCCAGGAGAGGAGGAGAAAUAUCCCACCUGGAAGCGCACACUGACCCGCCGGGCCAGGGAAGCCCAGAUGAAGCGGUUCUGCAAAGCCCAGUCCAUCCAGAGGAGGCUGGAGGAGAUCGACGUGACCUACCGGGACCUGGAGCAGCAGGGAAUCAAACUGGAGAAGUUACUCCGGGAUGAAGGUGACACCCCAGCCGACAAGAAGACACAGUGGAUGAACCAGCUGCUCUACCUGGUCCAGAAGAAGAACUAUCUGGUGUCUGAGGAGUCAGACCUCAUGAUUGCGGUGCAGGAGCUGAAGCUGGAGGAGCAGCAGUGGCAGCUCGACCACAAGCUCCGGGGCUACAUGAACAAGGAGGAAUCCCUGAAGACACCCGAGGACCGCGCAGCCGAGCAGGAGAUCCUGGGGCAGCUGCUGGAGGUGGUGAACAAGCGCAACGUCCUCAUCCACCUCCAGGAGGAGAAGAGGCUCAGCGAGCUCCAGGCCUGAUCCGUGCAGCCCCAGCACCUGCUGAUUCCUCCCUGGGGUGGGGGGGGGACAAGCAGCACCCCCACCCACCCAGCUGAGCAUCACCCUGAGCUGCUCCUGAAGGUGGUGAUGCCUGAGCUGCCCGUGGGCAGCUGCUGCAGCAAAUCCAGGUCCCCGCUUGCCAUGCAGGGGCUGGACCCGCUGUGUGGGGAGACAUGGAGGAGCAGCCCCUCCCCCCCCCCGGUUUUGGGGUGCAGAGAGGGGGGUCCCCGCGCUUGGCUGGACUGCCUUUGCCUUGUGCUUGCUUGAAAACAAGAUUUGGGGUUGGGGGGCUACAAAACACGAGGGUUGUGGUGACUCUGCCUGGGGCUGCUAAAGGAGGAAGCCCCCUGGGAAAAUGGGGGUCUUGCCCCGUGCAGGAGGUCCCACAGCUGUCACCACUCUCAGGGGACACUGCCUGGAGAUCUGGCCACUGCAUCGGAAGGGCCUUGUCUGGCUGAGACCCCCGUGCUCGGGCUGAGCCUCAGGACAGGCUCUGGCAGCACCUGGUGCCGAGGGGAGGUGGCUCCAUCAACACCCAGCCCUGUGCCACUGACACUGAAGGGCUUCACUCCCUGCAGCAAGGAUGUGACCAUGGUCACCAAAGGCAGGUGACAGUGCAGAUGCCAGACAUGGAGGGAGUAACCCUUGGAAGUCACCCUGAGACAUCCUUCCCAGCUGAGGACAUCCAUCCUAGCCUGGGACAUCCAUUCCAGAUGAGGACAUCCAUCCUAACACAGGACAUUCAUCCCAGCCUGGGAUAUCCAUCUGAACCCAAGACAUCCAUCCCAGCCUGGAACAUCCAUCUCUUCCAGGGACAUCGAUCCCAGCCAGGGAUAUCUGGUUCUACAAGUGGGGCCAGUGACAGCCUGGGCUGCUCCCACCACUCUGCAUAGCUGCUGUUGGGUGCCACAUGUACUGCAGAAACCAGGGACAGAAGCCCCCCUGAAAGGCCUCAGGACCACAGAAGGUUUUUUUUUGGUCCAGUAGCUCCCCAAGGGGAUUGCCCAGGGCUGGCAUUGUGUGACAAGGGACACUGGUGGCCAUGUCCUUGCCCCUUUGGGGUUUCUCCUGCUUGACGAUGCCACAGUGGCCUUUGCACAGACCUCUCAGACCUUUCUGGAGUCCCCAGUUGUUGUGGGGUGAGCUCCAUGCCAAAUGGUGCUGUGAUGGGCAUGGAGUGGGGGGGGGGUAGGUCCUGGGCAUGGGUCCCCCCCCAUGCUCAGCCCUCAUCCUGUGCUUCCCCACACCCUCCUGCCUGCCUUUGGUUUGUACCAGCCCUACUCUCCUGCUGCAAUUCCCCCCUGCCCUCGAAUAAAGCCUCCCUGACUGGUGCCAAGGGCUAAAACACCACCUUUAUUUUCUA
This is a messenger RNA of Apus apus (common swift), 5272 nucleotides long. It is a transcript of the gene MICAL1, whose product is annotated as microtubule associated monooxygenase, calponin and LIM domain containing 1. Bases 550 to 3888 code for a protein of 1112 amino acids. The transcript has 26 exons. The record is from RefSeq and is a predicted model, not a curated record. Gene Ontology annotation, molecular function: protein binding; FAD binding. NCBI's taxonomy places the organism in Eukaryota, Metazoa, Chordata, Aves, Apodiformes, Apodidae.